GGCACGCUGACCUGCGAGCUGCAGGACUGCCCCUUCUGCGCCAGCCUGCUGGAGGAUCCCGAGUUCGCCUUCAGCGAGUCCGACAGCUGCGACUCCGACAGCAACGGCGUGUACGAGUUCACCCAGGACCUGCGGCACGGUGACCGCAGGGACCAGCUCCAGCAGCAGAGGGGCAGGAGGAGGAGGAAGAAGAAAAAACCCAAGGAGAGGAACAAGGUGACCCGCCUGUGGAAGGCUUUCGGCAGCAAGCUGAAGAGGAUCGUGGAGAGCAAGUACUUCAACCGGGGCAUUAUGAUCGCCAUUCUCAUCAACACGCUGAGCAUGGGCAUCGAGUACCAUGAGCAGCCGGAUGAGUUGACCAACGCCUUGGAGAUCAGUAACAUCGUCUUCACAAGCAUGUUUGCCCUGGAGAUGCUCCUGAAACUCCUUGCCUUUGGCAUCUUCGGCUACAUCAAGAACCCGUACAACAUCUUUGAUGGAAUCAUAGUUGUCAUCAGCGUCUGGGAGAUCAUCGGCCAGUCGGACGGAGGCCUCUCCGUGCUACGAACGUUUCGGCUGCUCCGGGUGCUGAAACUGGUGCGUUUCAUGCCCGCCCUCCGUCGCCAGCUGGUGGUCCUGAUGAAGACGAUGGACAACGUAGCCACCUUCUGCAUGCUGCUCAUGCUCUUCAUCUUUAUCUUCAGCAUUCUCGGCAUGCAUCUUUUUGGAUGCAAGUUCAGCCUGAAAACUGAUACGGGAGACACAGUUCCAGAUAGAAAGAAUUUUGAUUCCUUACUUUGGGCUAUUGUGACUGUAUUUCAGAUCCUCACUCAAGAGGACUGGAACGUGGUCCUGUACAAUGGAAUGGCAUCUACAUCCUCGUGGGCAGCCCUCUACUUCGUGGCCCUGAUGACUUUUGGCAAUUACGUGCUCUUCAACCUUCUUGUUGCCAUUCUCGUAGAAGGCUUCCAGGCAGAGGGUGAUGCCAAUAGGUCAGACACAGAUGAGGACAAGACAUCUGCCAACUUCGAUGAUGAUUUUGAGAAGCUGAAGGAUCUCCGAGCAACAGAGAUGAAGAUGUACUCACUUGCCAUCACCCCAAACGGACACCUGGAGGGCAGGGGAAGCAUGCCACCUCCUAUAAUCAUGCGCACUGCUGCCACCCCAAUGCCUACGCCGAAGUGUUCCCCUCACAUGGAUUCAGUGCACACUUUUGUGGACUCGAGGAGAGGGAGUAACGCUUCGCUAGACCCCUUGAGCUACGAUCAGAAGUCCUUGUCCAGCCUCCGCAGUUCUCCUUGCGCCAACUGGGGCACCAACAGCAACUGGGGAAGCCGACGCUCGAGCUGGAAUAGCCUAGGCAGAGCCCCGAGCCUCAAGAAGAAGAAUCAGUCGGGAGAAAGAGAGUCCUUGCUCUCAGGGGAGGGAAAAGGCAGCACAGACGAUGAUUCCGAUGACGCCAAGUCCAGCACGGUGAGCAGGCACUCCUUGCACCACCGGGCAGAGUCCCUGGAGUACCGCAGCUCUCUGGACCUGCCGGAGCUCCCCGUGGCCGUUCUGCCUGCCGAGUACCAAGACUGCAAUGGCAAGAUGGUUCAUGUCCCCAGCGAGUUCUUCCUGCGUGUCGACGGCCACAAGGAAGAUGCCGUGGACUAUGAGGAUGACAUGGAAGAUAGUUACUGCUACCGGAUUCGUAAAGCCCUGGAGCCCUACAAACCGCAGUGGUGCAAGAGUCAUGAAGACUGGUCCCUCUACUUGUUUUCCCCACAGAAUCGGUUCCGAGUGAUGUGCCAGAAGGUCAUUGCUCACAAAAUGUUUGACCACGUGGUACUGGUCUUCAUAUUUCUCAACUGCAUCACAAUAGCUCUGGAGCGACCGGACAUAGACCCACACAGCACGGAAAGAAUAUUCCUAAGUGUUUCUAACUACAUCUUCACUGCAAUCUUUGUGGCUGAAAUGAUGGUUAAGGUGGUAGCUCUCGGCUUUUUCUCUGGGGAGAACACCUAUCUUCAGAGCAGCUGGAAUGUUCUGGAUGGAGUCCUCGUUUUUGUAUCUAUCAUUGACAUUAUUGUCUCCAUGGCAUCGGCAGGCGGAGCUAAGAUCCUGGGUGUCCUUCGCGUUCUGAGACUUCUGCGGACCUUGAGACCUCUCCG
This is a messenger RNA of Apaloderma vittatum (bar-tailed trogon), 2132 nucleotides long. RefSeq names its product voltage-dependent T-type calcium channel subunit alpha-1H-like. The record is from RefSeq and is a predicted model, not a curated record. The transcript is spliced from 13 exons. Gene Ontology annotation, biological process: neuronal action potential; calcium ion import; membrane depolarization during action potential. Gene Ontology annotation, cellular component: plasma membrane; voltage-gated sodium channel complex; neuron projection. Lineage: Eukaryota; Metazoa; Chordata; Aves; Trogoniformes; Trogonidae. Gene Ontology annotation, molecular function: low voltage-gated calcium channel activity; voltage-gated sodium channel activity. The annotation marks the transcript as partial.